AUGCCCAAAAGAAAGGCUGAAGGGGAAACUAAAGGAGAUAAAGCCAAGGUGAAGGAUGAGCCACAGAGAAGAUCGGCAAGGUUGUCUGCUAAACCUGCUCCUCCAAAGCCAGAGCCCAACCCUAAAAAGGUCCCUGCAAAGAAGGGAGAGAAGGUACCCAAGGGGAAGAAGGGCAAGGCCAAUGCUGGUAAGGAUGCCAAUAAUCCUGCAGAGAAUGGAGACACCAAAACAGACCAGGCACAAAAAGCUGAAGGAUCAUGUGGCUUUGAGGGCACUCACUUACCACUCUGGAUCUCCUCAGCAUGGGAGCAGGGUCUUCUGCUGGGCUCCAAGGACCUCAAAGAGAAAAAGGUAGCUUGGGGUGCAAGCUGGUAUAGUAAAAAGAAGCCCCAGCAGCAGGACCAUUCUCCUCUGGCUCCCUAG
Arvicola amphibius (Eurasian water vole) is the source of this 423-nucleotide messenger RNA. RefSeq names its product non-histone chromosomal protein HMG-17-like. Bases 1 to 423 code for a protein of 140 amino acids. The transcript has 2 exons. Gene Ontology annotation, molecular function: nucleosomal DNA binding. Gene Ontology annotation, biological process: chromatin organization. NCBI's taxonomy places the organism in Eukaryota, Metazoa, Chordata, Mammalia, Rodentia, Cricetidae. Gene Ontology annotation, cellular component: nucleus; chromatin. The record is from RefSeq and is a predicted model, not a curated record.